UUGCUUAACGCAGCUGCAGCAAUAAUCAAUCAUUAAUAUGUAUUUUGUUUUUGUGGCUGAUCUCUGUAAAUGUAGUAUUCUGUGAUUUAACAUUAAAAUGAAAAUGUUUGUAUGUAUUAUUUAAAAACAUUUCAUUUGUUGCUAAGCUUUGUUUAUUGUAAUACUAACCAAACGGAAUUUUAAAUAUAGUAAAUUACAAAUUAUUUAAUUAUGAGUGAAUCUGACACUAGUGAAGAAGAGUGCGAAGGAUUGUUAAAAAAAGCAUUACAGGUCGAAUUUCCUGAGAAUUUUAAUCCAAAUUCAGUUCCUCAGAAUGGACAAGAAUAUUUGCACCAUGUUAUAUAUGAAAGACGUAGAUGUAGAAAAUUAGUGACUGCGAAUAUAGAUACUGAUAGAUUUAAAAGUAAACAAACCAUUCACAUAGCCCUGGACAAUUCAAAAAAAGAAGCACCAAAAUAUUGCAUACCUUCUGAAGAAUGGCAAAUUGAAAAAUUAAACGAUUUUUCAGAAUUUAGACAAUAUGUACACUCAAAAAUAUUAGAAGAGCCAACCGAAACAAAUUUUGAUGAAUUGGGUUUCAUAGAAAGAAUUAAAGGAGAGACACCAGUUUUUUCAGAAAUAACAAAAUAUUCUCAAUCAAGUAAGAUAAGGAUGCUUCAGAUAAUUACCAAAUAUUUGGAUAACUUAGAGCCAGGGGAAAGCAUAUAUGGUAAUAUGGGAACCUGGGUUUAUGCAAUUUUAACAUUACUGGAAAAACCUCUCAGUCCAAGCUACUGCCACACUAUUCGGGAAUUUGCCAAAAGGUGUUCUGUGGUUCGAUUUAAUUUAUCUGAGACUGUUGAAGAAUCUGCAUAUACUCCUUUAAAUUUGUAUAUAUGCUUAAUUGCAAAAUAUUUUAAUCAGUUAGACUUAGCAGACUGAUGACUUAAAAAGUUAUUUUUAUACUGCGGUAUUAAAAGUAUGAUUUACUAAAUGUAAUAUUUUUUAAUAAUACACAUUUUAAAUAUU
Molecule: messenger RNA, 1008 nt
Organism: Anoplophora glabripennis (Asian longhorned beetle)
Lineage: Eukaryota; Metazoa; Arthropoda; Insecta; Coleoptera; Cerambycidae
Product: gem-associated protein 2
Exons: 3
Coding region: 211-921 (236 amino acids)
Biological process (GO): spliceosomal complex assembly; spliceosomal snRNP assembly
Cellular component (GO): SMN complex; nucleus; spliceosomal complex
Source: RefSeq, a predicted model, not a curated record